UUGGGGAGGUGAGAGGUGAUUUCCUGCCAUUCUUCUGCGGGGCGGGCUUCCCAGGGCGGUCAUGCCAGGCUGACGGGGCGCAGUGCGGGCUCCCGCUGCUGGGGGAGAGCUGGGUUUUCAUGGGGUAAUAGCUGAGGCAGGACCUGCAGCCAUGAACCGCUUCAAUGGGCUCUGCAAGGUGUGCUCAGAGCGCCGCUACCGCCAGAUCACCAUCCCAAGGGGGAAGGACGGCUUUGGCUUCACCAUCUGCUGCGACUCUCCAGUCCGAGUCCAGGCUGUGGAUUCUGGGGGCCCGGCCGAGCGGGCAGGCCUACAGCAGCUGGACACAGUGCUGCAGCUGAACCAGAGGCCCGUGGAGCACUGGAAAUGUGUGGAGCUGGCACACGAGAUCCGGAGCUGCCCCAGCGAGAUCAUCCUGCUCGUGUGGCGCAUGGUCCCCCAGGUCAAGCCGGGGCCGGAUGGCGGGGUGCUGCGGCGGGCCUCCUGCAAGUCGACACAUGACCUCCAGUCGCCCCCCAACAAGCGGGAGAAGAACUGCACGCACGGGGCCCAGGCCCGGCCCGAGCAACGCCACAGCUGCCAUUUGGUGUGUGAUAGCUCAGAUGGGCUGCUGCUUGGUGGCUGGGAGCGCUACACCGAGGUGGCCAAGCGUGGGGGCCAGCACACACUGCCUGCACUGUCCCGGGCCACUGCCCCCACUGACCCCAACUACAUCAUCCUGGCCCCGCUGAACCCUGGGAGCCAGCUGCUGAGGCCUGUGUACCAGGAGGAUACCAUCCCAGAAGAAUCGGGGAGUCCCAGUAAAGGGAAGUCCCACACGGGCCUGGGGAAGAAGUCCCGGCUGAUGAAGACGGUGCAGACCAUGAAGGGCCAUGGGAACUACCAAAACUGCACAGUCAUGAGGCCACACCCUCCGCACUCCAGCUAUGGCACCUAUGUCACCCUGGCCCCCAAGGUCCUGGUGUUCCCCGUCUUCGUGCAGCCUUUGGAUCUCUGUAACCCUGCCCGGACCCUCCUGUUGUCAGAGGAGCUGCUGCUGUAUGAGGGGAGGAACAAGGCUGCUGAGGUGACACUGUUCGCCUACUCGGACCUGCUGCUCUUCACCAAGGAGGAGGAGCCGGGCCGCUGCAACGUCCUGAGGAACCCCCUCUACCUCCAGAGUGUGAAGCUGCAGGAAGGUUCUUCUGAAGACCUGAAAUUCUGCGUGCUGUAUCUCGCAGAGAAGGCAGAGUGCUUAUUCACUUUGGAAGCACACUCGCAGGAGCAGAAGAAGAGAGUGUGCUGGUGUCUGUCGGAGAACAUCGCUAAGCAGCAACAGCUGGUAGCGUCGCCCUCGGAGAGCAAGAUGUUUGAGACAGAAGCCGAUGAGAAGAGGGAGAUGCCCUUGGAGGAAGGGAAGGGGCCGGGUGCUGAAGACCCCUCACCCAGCGAGGACCGCUGUCCUAGCCAAGAUCUUCCUCCAGCGCAAGACCUUCCGCCCAGCAAGCAGUCCCCUCCCGCCCAGGAGUCACUGUCCAGCAAAGACUCACCUUCCUGCAAGGGACCUCCAGCAGGGCAAGAACCCCCACCCAGCAAGGACUCCCCACCAUGCCAGGAUCCCCCUCCAGCCCAAGACCCCCCACUCUGCCAGGAUCUUCCUACUAGCCAAGAACCCCCUCCCAGCCAGGACCCUCUACUCAGCCAAGACCUCCCUGCCGUCCAGGCGCCCCCUGCCCAGGACCUCCCAUCCGGUCACGACCUGCCUCCCAGCCAGGUCUCUCUGCCAGCCGAGGCUCUCACUGAGGAGACUGCGGGCUCUGGGGAACCACCAGCAGCCACCAGGGACCCAGCCGUGGCCUCCAGGCCGACCUUCGUGAUCCCUGAGGUCCGGCUGGAUAGCGCCUACAGCCAGAAGGCAGGGGCAGAGGGGGGAGGGUCAGGCGAUGAAGAGGAAGCCGAAGAGGCUGAGGAGGGGGAGGAAGGGGAUGAGGGUGAGGAAGACGAGGAUGAGGACACAAGUGAUGACAACUAUGGAGAGCGUAGUGAAGUCAAACGCAGCAGCAUGAUUGAGACGGGCCAGGGCGCCGAGGGAGGAUUCUCGCUGCGUGUUCAGAACUCACUACGGCGCCGGACGCACAGCGAGGGCAGUCUGCUGCAGGAAACGCGCGGGCCCUGCUUCGCUUCCGACACCACCUUGCACUGCUCUGAUGGCGAGGGUGCCACCCCCACCUGGGCCAUGCCUUCACCCCGCACCCUCAAGAAGGAACUGGGCCGCAAUGGCGGCUCCAUGCACCACCUCUCCCUCUUUUUCACGGGACACAGGAAGAUGAGUGGGCCGGAUACUGUUGGUGAUGAAGAUGAAGUCUCCCGGAAGAGGAAGGGCAAAAACCUAGCCAAGGACAUGAAAAACAAGCUGGGCAUCUUCAGGCGACGGAACGAGUCCCCCGGGGCGCAGCCAGCGGGCAAGGCAGACAAAGUGAUGAAGUCCUUCAAGCCCACCUCAGAGGAAGCCCUUAAGUGGGGUGAGUCCUUGGAGAAGCUGCUGCUUCACAAAUAUGGAUUAGCAGUGUUCCAGGCCUUCCUUCGCACUGAGUUUAGUGAGGAGAACCUGGAGUUCUGGCUGGCGUGUGAGGACUUCAAGAAAGUCAAGUCACAGUCCAAGAUGGCAGCCAAAGCCAAGAAGAUCUUUGCUGAAUACAUCGCGAUCCAGGCAUGCAAGGAGGUAAACCUGGACUCGUACACACGGGAACACACCAAGGACAACCUGCAAAGUGUCACACGGGGCUGCUUUGACCUGGCGCAGAAGCGCAUCUUUGGGCUCAUGGAAAAGGACUCAUACCCGCGCUUCCUCCGUUCUGACCUCUACCUGGACCUAAUUAACCAGAAGAAGAUGAGUCCCCCACUUUAGGGGCCACCAGGGCAGAGCUGAGUGUUCACAACAGGCGGACUGGGCCCCCGUCCCACCUGCCUCCCUCCGCUGCUGCGACGGAGGGGGCAAGAAGGCUCCUGGAGGCUUCGUCUCCGGACAGACAGAUGGGACAUUUGGAUGCGAGGCCUGGACCAAAAGAGGCCAGACCACUGGAGGAGUAGAAGGGCUGGCCCCGUUGGGUCCCCGUUGCCCCGGUACGAGGGGGCCCAAGGGCCCUGGCAGGUCAGGGACCCAGCUGAGCCAGAUCCGGAGCUGCUGCCGCCUGCAGUGGCGACUCUGCGUUGACCAGGUUCCUUAAAGAACUGGCUGGCGGGGCAGGGGGCCCAGGCCUGGGCUCCAGGGCCCUUCCUGGGGGGCUGCUGGGGCUUGCAGCUCAGACCCCCUCCUCGCGUUUUAUUUAUUUAAACAGUAGUUGGAUGCUUGGCAUGUUAUCCUGUAAUAGGAAACCCUUGCCUCAUCAGUUUUCCUAAUUUACAAGUGCAAUAUUUUAACCGCCUUGUGAAAAGCCGCCCUGCAGAAAAGGCAGGCACCAUUCUCUAGUUUCAGGGAAUUUGGUGGUCCAGGGUGGGCAGCCAGGCCCUCUGGACUGAGGAGGGCUGUAAGGGCACUGCAGUCUGACCUCACACAGAAGUCCUGUGCCCCUGGGUGGGGUGUCCCUUGCGGGCUCCGGGGAAGCAUGGCACCCUCAGACUACACAGCAGCCACGUUCUGGAGCAAAUAAAAGGCCUGUGUUAUUUCUUGUUCUUGGCCCUU
Orycteropus afer afer is the source of this 3661-nucleotide messenger RNA. The record is from RefSeq and is a predicted model, not a curated record. Lineage: Eukaryota; Metazoa; Chordata; Mammalia; Tubulidentata; Orycteropodidae.